Molecule: messenger RNA, 1554 nt
Organism: Gekko japonicus
Lineage: Eukaryota; Metazoa; Chordata; Lepidosauria; Squamata; Gekkonidae
Gene: GM2A
Product: GM2 ganglioside activator
Exons: 4
Coding region: 284-910 (208 amino acids)
Biological process (GO): ganglioside catabolic process; lipid transport
Cellular component (GO): cytoplasmic side of plasma membrane
Molecular function (GO): lipid carrier activity; enzyme activator activity
Source: RefSeq, a predicted model, not a curated record
GAGUAGAAGGAAGCGGCGUGGCUGGCGCCUCAAGGGGCGGGGACAUGUCGGCGCCUGCAUUGAGCAAACAACUUGACGUUCCUGCUGCAUCGCUUGGUACCUCAGAGCUCUACUCUCGUGCAGCUUUCUGCAGUAAGGGUCAUUUCCGUAUCUCCGGCCGCCAACAGCUAUAAAGGCAGCCCGAGCAGCCGGCUCUUGCUGUUGUUGGACCAUCCGUUCCGCAGCUUCUUCUUCCUCCUCGUUUUUUUUCCUUCAGCCAAAACAUUCCAGAGCAGCGUGAGUUAUGCAAGCCGUGUUCCUCACGCUGACCCUGUGCGCUCUGCAGCUGUGUCCGUCGGUUCUCGCAGGCCCGCAGCACCAGCGGUUCGCCUUAGACAAUGGCUGGCCCAUCAGGUUGACCAGGGUACGCAACUUUUCAUGGCAGAAUUGUGCUCCUUCGGCCCCUGCACGGUUCAAGAGCCUGAGUAUAAUUCCAGACCCGAUUUGCAUUCCAGGAGAUGUAACAGUCAUGGCUGCAGGCACCACUACGGUGGCUAUGGUAUCGCCCAUGAAGGCAGAUGUUGUUGUGGAGAAGAAGAUUGGUGAUAUGUGGCUAAAAGUGCCCUGUGUGGACGACGUUGGGAGCUGUACCUACAGUAAUGUUUGUGCCGACCUGGAUAUGCUUAUCCCUCCAGGCCAGCCAUGUCCAGAACCCAUGCGGUCUUACGGCAUUCCUUGCCAUUGCCCCUUUAAAGCGGGUACUUACAACUUGCCUCCCUCUGAUAUCUACAUACCCAACAUGGACUUACCUUCUUUCCUCACCAAUGGGGACUACAGGCUAAAGGCUGUACUGAGUAAUGGUGGACAAGAGUAUGGCUGCGUGAAGCUGUCCUUCUCGCUACAUUCGGAGAGUCGGUGGUUCUGGUGGUGAUUGCAGCACAGGCAUCCCGGUCGUCGAAUGUCCUGUUUUCUUCCUACACUUUCUUUCCCGUAGGCGUCCUAGUACUGAGACUUGCUUUCCAGCCUUAAGGGGAAGGGGAAUAAAUACUGCUUUUAUGAUUGCUCUUAAAUCUCUUAGAGAUGCAGCCUAACUCAGUGAAGAAGUAUUCAUAAGUAUUUUUAACAAGAAAUUGAGAUCUCUAUGACCAAUCAGUAUUCAUUCAUUGAUUCAUUCAGUGAUUGAGAUAAGGGGUGCUUCACAGAAGGUAUUUGUCCUACAUGGAAACAGAGAAGAAAUGUAUAAUUGUCAUAUGUGUAGAUCAUGUAAAUGCGUGUAUGUGUAUUGAGAAUGCACUUCCAGGCAUAUGCAUGUUCAGCAAAAUAGGUGUGCAAUACAUAGCAUUAUGUAUGGAUUCACCCUACAUCGCGGGUUUUCAAAUGAUGGGGAGGGCCCCAGUGAGGUACUAAAAGGGUAUGUAUUCCUGAGCAAGCUUGGAUUGGAUGAUGGAGCCACUCAGUUCCUGUUCCUAGAACACCCGAAUGAGCUUGAUUUCCUCCUUUCCACCUUUGCUAAGCCCCUGCUGGUCUGACUAUGGUUCCUUCACCCUCCCUCAUAUCACAUACAAAAAAAAAAAA